Mugil cephalus (flathead mullet) is the source of this 3536-nucleotide messenger RNA. It is a transcript of the gene sycp1, whose product is annotated as synaptonemal complex protein 1. Bases 138 to 3116 code for a protein of 992 amino acids. The record is from RefSeq and is a predicted model, not a curated record. Gene Ontology annotation, cellular component: synaptonemal complex; male germ cell nucleus; central element. Gene Ontology annotation, biological process: synaptonemal complex assembly; chiasma assembly; meiotic DNA repair synthesis. Gene Ontology annotation, molecular function: double-stranded DNA binding. Lineage: Eukaryota; Metazoa; Chordata; Actinopteri; Mugiliformes; Mugilidae. The transcript has 33 exons.
GUUAGAAAUAGUAAUAUAUUAAAUUAACGUUAGCCGGUUGUUUUUAAUGAAUAGUGCCCCGGCUUAAUGAAUAUUUUUCUAGUCUUUAGUGGUAUUACCAAGAAGGCCGUCGUAGUUAUUUAGGAUAACAUCAACGGAUGGAGAGAGACCGAGGCUUUAACUUCAAACUGUUGGUGCCUCCGAGGGUGAAUACCGGACAGAUAUCCGCGGUUAGACCUCAGCGUGUUGUUGAAAACUGUGGCGAUUUCAUGACUUCAAUGCAGCAGGGUCUCACUGAAUGCUUUGACAUGCCGUUGCCCAAUACAAGUGUGGUGGCACCAACUAAACCAGUCAGGCCAGACUUUCCCAAGAUGAAAGUUGUCCCACCAAUGGAAAAGGGCGAGAAUAAUUGCAAUCCUGGUCAGCUGUAUUCCAAGCUGUUUGAUGAAGUUGAGAAAAUUAAGUGUUGGAAAACCAAAGUCGAUUGUGACACUGUGCAAAAGGAAAGGAGGCUCCAGGAUAACAAGAGAACAAUUGAAACUCAACGCAAAGCCAUUCAGGAGUUGCAGUUUGGAAAUGAAAGUCUCAGCAUAAAGCUGGAGGAGCAGAUCAGUGAAAAUGAGGAUCUAAGGAACAAAAACAAUGCAACAAGGAACUUGUGUAAUAUACUUAAAGAUACUUUCCAGUGGUCAGCAGACAAAAUGCAUUUAUUUGAAUCUGAAAGAGAAGAAACACAUCACCUAUUUCUGGAAAACAGUGAGAAUGUUAAGAAAAUGAUUGCAGCAUUUGAAAGCCUUCGUAUUCGAGUUGAAGCCGAUCAACAAGAGAUGCAGAAAGUCAAAGAAGAAAUGCUACAAUUUGAAGGACUAACAGAGAAAUACCACCAAGCAAAUAAGAUGAAAGAUGAAGAAGUUGUAGUGCUUCAAACUAAACUUAAGGAUAAGGAAAAUAAACUACAAAAACUCCAGCUUGACCUUGAUGACGCUCACAAGAACUACAAACAACUUCAAGAGGCAUCAGAACAACAGUUUGAACUUCUCAAAAACUUGACAACUGAAAAUGAAUCCCUUCUGCAAAAGCUGAAUGCUGCUGAGGAGCACUGCAAAGAAACAGUGAAAAAUCAAGAAACUAUUGCUGCAGCCCUGGAACAAAGUAAAACACAAUAUGCAAAGACCAUCGAAGACAAAGACCUCAGCUUGCAGGAACUCAACAGAGUUAAAAGUCAACAAGCAGAGAAGCUGGAGCAGCUUCAGUCAACUAUUCAGGAUCAAAACAAUUCAUUGGCGUUAGAGAUACACAGGGCCCAAGAACUUGAGGAAAAACUCUUGUCAAAAAACAAUGAGCUUGAAAGGAGGAAUAUACUAUUAGGAGAGACCAUGGAGCAAGUUGCACAGAAGGAUGGGCUGAUCAAAACUCUUGAAGAUGAAUUGGAAAUAAAAUCAAAGUCCAUUGAGUCCAUGAAGGGUAAGACUGAUGUCAGUGAAGCCAAAGCGGAGGAACUUGUAGCUGAACUUUCAAGGAAAACUGAAGAAGUCCAGUCAUUUAAGAUCAAAGUGCAGAAGCUGGAAGAACAGUUAUUUGCUGAAAUAAAGCAAAAUAAAGAAAGGACUGUUCAGGUCGAGCAACUGAGGAAAGACAUCCUGCAGCAUGAAGCAAAGUAUGAAGAGCUGUUAUUGAACUUUAAUGAUGUGCAGUCUGAGAAGAUAGCCAUUCAACAGCAGUUUGAAAAUGGAGACUCUAAUAUGAAAGCCAUCGAGACAAACAUAAAGGUGAGUGAAGAGAAGGCAGUAAAACUCACAGCAGAAAUCCAAAGACUGGAAGAUGAAAACCGGUCUUUACGUGGGGAAGUACAGUCCAUAAAAAACAGAGUUCAAAGGAAAUGUCAAGAAACUGAAACUCUGCAGAAAAAGAUUGAUGAAAAUUGUGAGCACCUGCAGGAGAAAAUCUCAGAAAAGGAAAAACAUAUAAAAUCUGUGGAAACAAAGCUGUGUAACCUCAGGAAAAAAUUUGAAAUUAAAUUUAAAGCCCAAGAGGAGUACAAGAAAGAGAAUAAAAUACUUAAGAAACAAAUACAAAAGGAGAUUGAAAAAUCCAGCGACCUUGAAAAGAUGAUCAACUGUCUGCACGAGGAGUCCCAGAACCUUAAAAGCCUAAAAGAGAAAGACCAUCCGAAAUUACUUGAAGAACUUGAGUCAAAAUCCACCUUCGCAGCAGAGCUUGAAAAUGAGGUAAAAAAGCUCAGAAUGACAGCGGAAGAGUCCAUUAAGAUAAAGGAAGACACAGAACUAAAGUGUCAACACAAGAUAGCAGAUAUGGUCGCACUGAUGGAAAAACACAAAAGCCAGUAUGACCGAAUGGUUGAAGAAAAGGAUGCGGAACUUGAUGAGAAGAAGAAAAAAGAAAUGGCGAUGGUUGCUGACGUGAAAUCACUGGCGUUGGAUCUCUCAAAAUAUGAGGCAGAAAAUGAUCAGCUGAAGAAACAGCUGAAGACAGAAACAACAAAGACGGAAGACCUGCAGAAGCAACUGAAUGAUUUCAAGAUAGAAAUGUCUGCGGUGAAAGUUGCUCAGCCGUUACAGGAAAAGAACAAGGAGUCAACUUCCUCAAAUAAUAAGCAAGGUAGAAGUUCUGAGACCCCACAGGGGAAGUCUUCAAAGGGUCGUGUGUUUGACCUCUCCAAGACCAGGACAGCUUCAUCCCACAGCAAGGAAGAUGGGAGAAAACCAUGUGGAACAACACUAAAGACAAAGCACACUGAAAAUGAAGUUAUGAAAACCCCUGGAAAUAUUACAAGCAGGAUUGUGGGAACAUCAAAGAUCAAAUCCUACAGAAUAAGGACACCCCCUUCUGCUGAAAAGGCAGCGCAGUGGGAAAAAAGUACCGUUGAGCUUGACCCCAGGUCUGACAGCUCUGAUCAAAACGAUAUCUUGACCUUUGCAAAUGUACCUGAAUCCACUUUUUCUGCUCCACUCCGGAAACUCGACAUCUUCAAAAGGGUUCAGAGCCCUGUCCGUCAUAAAUCACCAGGAAACUCUCUGAAGCUGGCUGCAAUGAAACGGAUGAGGGAUGCUGGUUGGACUGCAGUUACUGGCUGUGACAAAAAGAAGAAGAAGACCAUUGAAAAGAUCUUUGCAUAAGUAUUGCUAUUCCAGGUCAGAUUAACAGUAAUGAUAAUAUUAGACAGGUGUUGAUCUUAAUGGUUUAAUGUUCAAAAAACAUACAAAAACAUUAAUCAUUUCUUCGUUAACAUGCAUAGCUAUUAUUUCUGUGAGGGAGAUCAGCUUCUGCACAACAACGAUUUCAGUGUUUACAUUUCAACUUAUUAUUCAACUUAAUAUUCCAAGUUCUUUUCAGGUUUUUGGUUCAGUUUUGAGCUUCACAUACUCUGCAUGAAAUUCUGUUUGCUGUAGUGCCGUUGUAUGGAUUAACUUUUAAUGGUGUUCUGAUGAAAUGAGUUCAUAAGUUCAUUCCACACAAGUUCAUUUUGUUUUGCUAAUUAAAUACAUGUGUUCCAGUUUUGAGAAUUCUACAAGUAAAUGCAAAGUUCGGAUCAGGCA